GGUGGCCACGGGCGACGCGCGGGGAAUUUGGAUCCAACUGGGUGGGUCGGGAGUGCGUGAGAGUUUUUGGCCAAGGCUGGGUUUGAACCCACCACCUCCAGCAUAUGGGGCCAGUGCCCCACUCCUUUGAGCCACAGGCACCGCCCUUAUCUUGAUUUUUUUAUACAGUCAGGAUCUGCACAGAUUUAACCACUCUGUUUGCUUCCGUUGAUCUGAGUCCACCUGGGCUGCCUUCUAUACCACUGAUUAUGGCUGGUCUUCCUCAUAAUAACCUACAGGAGCAACUAGCACGUCACUCAGCCAGAAAACUUAAUAAUAAAUUAAGUUUUUCAAAGCCAAAAUCUUUAAGUUUCACUUUCAAGAAGAAAACGCCUUUAGGUAACAGUGUAUCUCUAACUAGUAUGUCAGUUAAUAAAGAUGUUAAUGUCACCGAGGCCUUUUCCAUCAGUGAACCUCCAUCCCAUACCACAAAUCAGCAGAUAAGGAUCAAUGACUUCUUUAAAAAUGCUCCAACAGGGCAGCAGACCCAGAGAGUUAGUUCCAAACCUUUAUUGCCAGAUGUGCAGAUUCCAAAGGAAGUUUUGUGUACCACUCCACACACAUCGGUUAUAAAGAAACCCAGUGAUGCUACUUUCAAGAAGUUAGAAUUUAGUUCUUCACCAGAUUCUUUUGGUGCCAUUAAUAAUUGGGAUGAUAUGGAUGACUUUGAUACUUUUGGGACUUCAAAAGCAUUUGUUACACCACUGAAAAAUCACUUCCUACGAGUAAGCACUGCUCAGAAAUCAAAAAAGGCUAAGAGAAACUUUUCAAAAGAACAGCUUUAUAAAACAGAUACAGUAAAGGUUGAUUUGACUACUUCCUCUGAAAACAAGCAAGUUGAUUUCACUAUGGGUCAGAAGGAUGACUCAGAACAGUUAAGUAGCCAGGUGAUUUGUAUCGAUGAUGAUUGCAUUUCUGAAAUGCACAUAAAUGAAGAGACUCAGGAAACUCAGUCUUUGAAAACUCAUUUGGGAGAUGAACAAGAUAAUAAUCAAAAGAAGAAAAACUUGGAAGAAGCUGAAUUAUAUUCAACUGAGAAGAUUCCACAUACCAAACUGAGUGAUGAUUAUGAUACAGAUUUUGUUCCACCUUCUCCAGAAGAAGAAAGUAUUUCUACUGCUUCUUCCUCUUUAAAAUGCUUUAGUAUGUUACAGGAUGGUGACAACUUUGACAGAGAGAAGGAUGUUCUUAGCAUAUCAAAUGAUACUUUGUCAAAACCUGAGAAAAUUACUGCACAGGAGCCUAAUACAGAAACCAGCACAGAUUAUGACGCUAGACAGAUAAGUGUACAGCAGCAGCUCAUCCACGUGAUGGACCGUGUCUGUAAGUUAAUUGAUACAGUUCCUGCUGAGAAACUGAAAGCUUUGGAUUGUGGGGAUGAACUGCUUCUGCAGCGGAACAUGAGAAGGAAACUCCUAGCGGAAGUAGAUUUUCACAGAGGUGGCACAGGUCAUCUUGGCUUGGUGUGGAGAUGCAGGCCUGAUCCUCAUGGUAGCACUGUGGAGGGGGAUUCUUCUCCUAGGGAGAAUUUUAUGAAGAAGUUAGCUUCCCCAUACUUCCCCUCAAAUCCAGUUUCCCCUGGGGAAUAUUUACCAGCUACCACUCCGGAAAAGACAGGAUUCUUAGCCACCACAAAGAAUCACUGUGAAAGCAUGUUAUUGAAGUCCUGUUUACAGAAGUCCUUUGUAAGUAACAACUGGGCUGAAACUCCAAAGCUAGAAAAAAGCAACGAAAGCUCUUUUUUCCCAGGAAGUGUUCUGACAAGCACUGCUGUGAAAGAUCAGAAUAAAAACACUGUUUCAAUAAAUGACUCAGAAAGAGCAAUCCAGGCUUCCUAUGAUGAUAAUUUUGACAUAGAUGACUUUGAUGAUGAUGAUGAUGACUGGGAAAAUAUAAUGCAUAAUUUAGCAGCCAUCAAAUCCUCCACAGCUGCCCAUCAGCCCAUCAGGGAAGGUGGGCCAGUUAAAUCAGUGUCUGAAAGAAUUUCUUCAGCUAAGACAAACUGUCUUCCAGUGGCAUCUACUGUUCAAAACAUAAACUUCGAGACAAUUCAGAAUUACACUGAUAAAUCAGAGCAAGAUUCAGCAUACAGAAAUAUGAAACAUGAGCAUUUCCAAAGUCUUAAUUUUCCUCAUACAAAAGAAAUGUUGAAGAUUUUUCAUAAAAAAUUUGGCCUGCACAAUUUUAGAACUAAUCAGCUAGAGGCGAUCAAUGCUGUGCUGCUUGGUGAAGACUGCUUCAUUCUAAUGCCGACUGGAGGUGGUAAAAGUUUGUGUUACCAGCUACCGGCCUGUGUUUCUCCUGGGGUCACUGUUGUCAUUUCUCCCUUGAGAUCAUUAAUUGUAGAUCAAGUCCAAAAGCUAACCUCCUUGGAUAUUCCAGCUACGUAUCUGACAGGGGAUAAGACUGACUCAGAAGCUACAAGUAUUUAUCUCCAAUUAUCAAAGAAAGACCCAAUUAUAAAACUUCUAUAUGUUACUCCAGAGAAGGUCUGUGCAAGUAAUAGGCUGAUUUCCACUCUAGAGAAUCUGUAUGAGAGAAAACUCUUGGCACGUUUUGUUAUUGAUGAAGCACAUUGUGUCAGUCAGUGGGGACAUGAUUUCCGUCAAGAUUACAAAAGAAUGAACAUGGUUCGCCAGAAGUUUCCUUCUGUCCCAGUGAUGGCUCUUACUGCCACGGCCAACCCCAGGGUUCAGAAGGAUAUCCUCACCCAGCUGAAGAUCCUCAGGCCUCAGGUGUUUAGCAUGAGCUUUAACAGACAUAAUCUGAAAUACUACGUUUUACCGAAAAAGCCUAAAAAGGUGGCAUUUGAUUGCUUAGAAUGGAUCAGAAAGUAUCACCCAUAUGACUCAGGGAUAAUUUACUGCCUCUCCAGACGAGAAUGUGACACAAUGGCUAGUACGCUGCAGAAAGAUGGUCUUGCUGCUCUGGCAUAUCAUGCUGGCCUCAGUGACUCUGAGCGAGAUGAGGUGCAGCACAAGUGGAUUAACCAGGACGGCUGCCAGGUUAUCUGUGCAACAGUGGCAUUUGGCAUGGGGAUCGACAAACCGGAUGUGCGGUUUGUGAUCCAUGCAUCUCUCCCUAAGUCCAUGGAGGGUUACUACCAAGAAUCUGGGAGAGCUGGAAGAGAUGGGGAGAUGUCUCACUGCCUGCUUUUCUACACUUACCAUGAUGUGACCCGACUUAAAAGACUUAUAAUGAUGGAAAAAGAUGGAAAUCAUCACACAAAAGAGACUCAUUUCAAUAAUUUGUAUAGCAUGGUGCAUUACUGUGAAAAUAUAACAGAAUGCCGGAGAAUACAGCUUUUGGCUUACUUUGGUGAAAAUGGAUUUAAUCCUGAUUUUUGUAAGAAAUACCCAGAUGUUUCUUGUGAUAAUUGCUGUAAAAGAAAGGAUUAUAAAAUGAAAGAUGUGACUGAUGAUGUAAAAAGCAUUAUAAGAUUUGUUCAAGAACAUAGUUUAUCACGAAGAGCAAGAAAUAUAAAACACAUUGGUCCUCCUGGAAGAUUUACUAUGAAUAUGCUGGUCGAUAUUUUCUUGGGGAGUAAAAGUGCAAAAAUUCAGUCGGGUAUGUUUGGAAAGGGAUCCGCUUAUUCACGACACAAUGCCGAAAGACUUUUUAAAAAGCUGAUACUUGACAAGAUUUUGGAUGAAGACUUGUAUAUCAAUGCCAAUGACCAAGCAAUUGCUUAUAUUAUGCUUGGAGAUAAAGCCCAAACUGUACUGAGUGGACAUUUAAAGGUAGACUUUAUGGAGACGGAAAAUUCCAGCAGUGUGAAAAAACAAAAAGCUUUAGUAGCAAAAGUGUCUCAGAGGGAAGAAAUGGUUAAGAAAUGUCUUGGAGAACUCACAGAAGUCUGCAAGUCUCUGGGGAAAGUUUUUGGUGUCCAUUACUUCAAUAUUUUUAAUAUUGUCACUCUGAAGAAGCUUGCAGAGUCUUUAUCUUCUGACCCUGAGGUUUUGCUUCAAAUUGAUGGUGUUACUGAAGACAAACUGGAAAAGUAUGGUGCAGAAGUUAUUGCAGUAUUACAGAAGUACUCUGAGUGGACUUUGCCAGCUGAGGACGGCUCCCCGGGAAUGAACUUGUCCAGCAACAGGGGCACCAGAAGAAAUAUCCCUGAGGAGCUUGAUGAGGAGACACCUGUAUCUUCUCGCUACUUUGCAAAUAAGACCAGAAAGAGGAAAAAGGUUUCAGCCUCCCAGAGACCUAAGAGGAGAAGAACGGCUUAUGGUGGCUCCAAGGUGAAGGGGGGGUCCACCGUAUGCAGAAAGGUGUCUUCCAAAACUAAAUCCUCCAACGUAAUUGGAUCCAGCUCAACCUCACAUGGUUCUCAGUUUUAGCCAGGACCAGGCUUGAACCUGCCACCAAUAUAUGGGGCCAGAACCUUACUCCUUGAGCCACAGGCGCCGCCCAAGUGGUCAUUUUUUUCAUCACAAAAAAUUAUUGUAAUUAUUUUAUUAGGGAGGAAAUCUUGCUCUUGCUCAGGUGGUCUCGAACUCCUGAGCUCAAACAAUCUGCCAGCCUCGGCUGGGAUUACAAGUGUGAGCCAUCAUACCUGGCCAAUCAUAAGAAAUUAUUGGCUCAGCACCUGUAGCUCAGUGAGUAGGGUGCUGGCCACCUACACCAAAGCUGGAGAGUCCAGCCAGGCCUAGGCCUGCUAAACAACAAUGACAAAUGCAACCAGAAACUAGCCUGGCGUUGUGGUGGGCACCUGUAGUCCCAGCUACUUGGGAAGUUGAGACAAGAGAAUCACUUUAAACCCAAGAGUUUGAGGUUGCUGUGAGCUAUGAUGCCAUGGCAUUCUACCUAGAGUGACAUAGUGAGACUCUGUCUCAAAAAAAGAAAGAAAGAAAAUUAUUGAUCCUGGGCUCGGUGCCCAUAACUCAGUGGUUAGGGUGCUGGCCAUAUACACUGGGGCUGGCGGAUUCGAACCUGGCCUGGGCCUGCUAAACAACAAUGACAACUACAACUACAACAGCAACUGAGAGAGGAUACCCAAAAAGGUUGACAUCUAGGAGAACAGGUCUUCUCAAGGAGACCACAAGGAUACACCUGCAGGGUCCUCUCCACGGUGACACAGCUCUUGGGAAUUUGUAAACUUAACUUCCUGAAACUUGGACAUUUCCAAGUUCUGUGAAAUCCUGUAGUUCUGUAGGGACUGGAAUAGCAUCUCCCGCUUGAUUCAAACUGGCCAAUGAGAAGGGUACCUGUGGGGUAGAACUUUUUGACAGUCAAUAAAAAGGGAAAGACCAAGCCAGUUGGGGAGCGCAGUCAUUUGGAAUUCUAUGCCAUAAGCUCCCAGCUGGUGAAUAAAGCCCUUCCUCUUAUAAAUGUGGUGUUCUUUCUCUCCGUUGGGGCUCAUCUUCCGACAACACAACAACAACAAAAAUAGCUGGGCAUUGUGGUGGACACCUGUAGUCCCAGCUACUUGGGAGGCUGAGACAAGAGAAUUGCCUAAGCCCAAGAAUUAGAGGUUGCUGUGAGCUGUGAUGCCAUAGCACUCUACCAAGGGUGACAUACUGAGACUGUCUCAAAAAAAAAAAAAAAAAGAAAUUAUCGAUCCUGCUCAAAGAAUCAUUCAGUUUUUUUCCCACAAGACUCCAAUUUUUUAAUGAGUUUCAACAUCUUUUUUCUUAUUUUUUCUUUUUUUGUUUGAGACAGAGUCUUACUUAUGUUGCCCUCGGUAGAGUGCCAUGGCAUCAAAGCUCACCAGCAACCUCAAACUUUUGGGCUUAAGCGAUUCUCUCGCCUCAGCCUCCCAACUAGCUGGGACUAUAGGCGCCCACCAUAACACCCAGGUAUUUUCUUUCUUUCUUUUUUUUCUUUUUAAUUUAUUUAUUUUUAUUAAGUCAUAUAUACAUAAAUCAUGAAUACAUUUGUGCCUUUGUGGGAUUCAGUGUGUUGAUUAUUUGUACAAAUUGGAGUGCUUAUAUCCUACUAAUUAACAUAGCUUCCACCUCAUUUACUUAAUCACAGUAUUAAAACAUUUGUGUUCAGUACUUGAUAGAUUUGACCUGCACCCUUGCAAUAUGCUUCAUAGGUGAG
Messenger RNA from Nycticebus coucang (slow loris), 6084 nucleotides. It is a transcript of the gene BLM, whose product is annotated as BLM RecQ like helicase. The record is from RefSeq and is a predicted model, not a curated record. The coding region runs from base 249 to 4379 and encodes 1376 amino acids. The transcript has 25 exons. Gene Ontology annotation, biological process: double-strand break repair via homologous recombination; telomere maintenance; DNA replication. Gene Ontology annotation, molecular function: DNA binding; four-way junction helicase activity; 3'-5' DNA helicase activity. Gene Ontology annotation, cellular component: cytoplasm; chromosome; nucleus. NCBI's taxonomy places the organism in Eukaryota, Metazoa, Chordata, Mammalia, Primates, Lorisidae.